Molecule: messenger RNA, 828 nt
Organism: Serpula lacrymans var. lacrymans S7.9
Lineage: Eukaryota; Fungi; Basidiomycota; Agaricomycetes; Boletales; Serpulaceae
Exons: 7
Source: RefSeq, a predicted model, not a curated record
CUUUUUGAUAGCUGUAAACGUUACACUUUCUUCCGCCAGCUAUUACUAGUCGUAAACCAGGUCAUAGUAUGUAUCCUUUUAACUCUCCGUACAUAUGCAUUGUAUGGUCGCAACAAUCGCCUACUUGCGUUCAUGGUGGGAUUUGGAGCCGUGUUGGUAGCUGCUGCUUCUUGGGCUCUGGUAGGACAACAUUCAUACGCUGCCACGAACGUCUCUGGCUGCCAUAUAGCGUACACAACUAGCACUUCUCAUCAAGUCUUAUCAGACCUCGCGGUUGCUUGGGAAGCGCUUUUUCUCUACGAUACAAGUAUGCUUGUCCUCACGCUCUUGAAGACGUACAAGGCUACACGUCAACAUGGGUUGUUGUCAUUCAAUGGAAGGCUAAAUAUUGUCACCCUUAUGUGUCGAGAUGGUGAGACCAUGGCCAUAGCUAAUCUCUCCAAUAUCCUCACGUUCUACAUUGCCCCCGUAUGUUUCUCACUUCAAUGGAUAUCGUUUGUGAGCUCAGCUGCCUUUCAGUCUCUCCUAAAAGGAACUCUUUCCACUUUUGCUAGCUGUAUCUCAGUUACUCUUAUGACCCGGCUGAUGCUAAACCUCCACAAAUCCGCGGAUACUGGUAUACUUACGACUCACGCGAAUGUAGAUACGGGCGGUAUGGUUUUCACUUCCAAUAUCGCUUCGACGAUGGGACCAUCUUACGAUUCACAACACACCGUCCUGCUUGAUCUGUCCCCGCUUGAUGCACCACGCCUAUCUACUGACAUUUAUUUGGAGCUGCGCGAAGUUUCCGCUCAAAAUCAUCUGCAAGUUGGACCCCGUGAAGUCUGA